Glossina fuscipes is the source of this 1330-nucleotide messenger RNA. RefSeq names its product microtubule-associated protein RP/EB family member 1-like. Gene Ontology annotation, molecular function: microtubule plus-end binding. The record is from RefSeq and is a predicted model, not a curated record. The transcript is spliced from 7 exons. Lineage: Eukaryota; Metazoa; Arthropoda; Insecta; Diptera; Glossinidae. Bases 164 to 1057 code for a protein of 297 amino acids. Gene Ontology annotation, cellular component: microtubule plus-end; microtubule organizing center; spindle midzone. Gene Ontology annotation, biological process: spindle assembly; protein localization to microtubule plus-end; regulation of microtubule polymerization or depolymerization.
UACUUUAAUCUGUGUCUCUCUUUGUUUCCGCUUCUGCUUUUGGUUUUGAAUUGAAGAAACAACAACGAACAUAAAUUAAUAUAACACAAAACACAACACAUACUUUCCAGUGCCAGUAGUCAGUUUAGUCAACCAGUCAGAGUUAUAUUAAUCAUCUUAAAGAAUGGCAGUGAACGUAUAUUCGACGAAUGUAACAACUGAAAAUUUAUCCAGACAUGAUAUGCUUGCUUGGGUUAAUGAUUGCUUGCAAGCGCAAUUUGCUAAAAUAGAAGAGCUCUGCACAGGAGCUGCUUAUUGUCAAUUUAUGGAUAUGCUAUUUCCAACUUCGGUGCCCAUGAAACGUGUCAAGUUUCGUACGAAUUUGGAGCAUGAAUAUAUUCAGAAUUUUAAAAUUUUACAAGCUUCAUUUAAGAAAAUGAACGUCGACAAGAUUAUACCAAUUGAUAAAUUAAUCAAGGGCCGCUUUCAAGAUAAUUUUGAAUUUCUGCAAUGGUUUAAAAAAUUCUUUGAUGCCAAUUAUGAUGGAAAGGAUUAUGAUGCGAGUGCAGCUCGAGAAGGUGCGCAGAUGGGUUACGGAGCGGCAUUUGUAAAAACUUUACCUGGUUCUGGUACUGGAGCAAUAGCUACCCACCGAAAGCCCUCAUCGUUGACGACAGCUUCAACAGCACGCUCAACAGUACCAUCAUCAGUGGCAUCAAAAUCCAGUACGAAAGUACCACCGAGAGCAACUGCAGGAGCAGCAGCAGCAAGAUCAGCUACCUCCGCCAAUAGCUCGGGCGCCGUUAAGAAAUCCAACGAUAAUUCGAAUAAUACUGUAACGAAUCAACAAAUCGAAGAAUUAUCCAGUCAGAUUAUGGACAUGCGUCUGAACUUGGAAGGCUUAGAAAAAGAACGAGACUUUUAUUUUUCCAAAUUGCGUGACAUUGAAAUUCUCUGCCAAGAAGUUGACGAAGGAGAAACACAUCCGUUGGUUCAAAAGAUUUUAGAAAUUCUCUAUGCAACCGAGGAUGGUUUCGCACCUCCCGAUGAAAUUCCACCGGAAGAUGAGGAAUACUAAAUUCGUGGCGUGUGCGUGUGUAUAAGUGUGGUGUCUCUUUCUGAUAUUUUUUUUUUUUUUUAUAAUUUAAAUUUAUAACUUAUGUUUACGAUUUUUUCUACAAAGAACAUAAAUCUUUUUAACUACUUCAGUUUUCUAUAAAAAAAAAAAAUCAAUGCAAAGAAAAUUUCUUGUCUUUCUUGUAGAGCCUAUUUUUUGCUAAUCUUUUUUUCUACUCUCUAUCCAAUAUAAAAUAAAGAAAAACAAACAAUUUACAUGUUGUUGUAUAAACAA